This is a messenger RNA of Miscanthus lutarioriparius, 273 nucleotides long. Lineage: Eukaryota; Viridiplantae; Streptophyta; Magnoliopsida; Poales; Poaceae. The record is from the annotation of a GenBank genome assembly.
AUGACAAGAGAUCUAACUGGAACAGACACUUCAUUUGGAGCUGAGCGUGUUCAUGAAAUCUUAACAUGCCACGAGAGCCUAAGUAAAAGGAACUUCCGAAUGGAAGUUGGUGUUUUCCAAGCUUUGGUCAAUAAGUUGAGUGAGAAGCAACUACUUGCUGAUUCAAGGGCCAUCUCAAUAGAAGAGAAGGUUGCUAUAUCCUUAUAUGCACUAGUGAAAAAUGCAAGUAAUGAGACCUUGCAAUAUGAGUUCAACACAGUGGAGAAACAAUAA